Molecule: messenger RNA, 1342 nt
Organism: Eruca vesicaria subsp. sativa (arugula)
Lineage: Eukaryota; Viridiplantae; Streptophyta; Magnoliopsida; Brassicales; Brassicaceae
Source: the annotation of a GenBank genome assembly
AUGGAUCUACCUAGCCUCGCUUUGAUCCUCCGAGCCACCGCACUCAGUCCUAAUCCCGAUGAACCCAAAGCUUCUGAGAAGCAACUCAAUCAGUUGCAGCAUACGCCACAGCACUUGGUGAGAUUGUUGCAGAUAGCCGUGGAUGGGAACUGUGAUAUGGCAGUUCGUCAAAUGGCUAGUAUUCAGUUUAAGAACUUCAUUGCUAAGAACUGGUCACCUGGAGAUUUGGGUGCAGGGGAGCAGCAGAGGAUAUUGCAAAGCAAUAAAGAAUUGGUGAGAGAUAACAUACUCGUCUAUGUCACUCAAGUUCCAACCUUACUCAGAAUCAACAAAUCUAUGGAGCUUUGUUUGUGUUGUGGAUACUCUCUAGAAAAUAUGAAGACUUUGGAUUUCAAGUUUUUGUUGAAGCCAAAUAAUAGAAAUACACCUCGUAUAGUGGAGGAAGGUGAGAAUAGGCUUCUUAUUGGUGGUUUGUUGCAAAGUGGAGAUGCUAGGAAUGCUGCUUUCCAUGAAGGUGGCGGAGAAGUCACCAUGGCCCUGGUCAGCUUAUCCUUUUCUUGGAUUGACCACAAAGAGAUGGCUCUGGAGUCUGCUUUCUCCAUGAGUUUCUGCUCCUUCCAUGUCCCAAAAGCAAUCACAAUUGAGAGGGAAACCUUAUCCUUUCACCGAACCAUCAUCUCUAGAACGAAGGGAAUUGCAGGUGAGGGUGAAGUUCAGAACUUAAGGAUAAGCUCUGAUCUCAAAAGGGUUUACAAGAAUGAGAAAGGGGAUACCCAAGCACACAAUGGUGACAGAGUAACAGCAAGAAAACUUCCAGGUUCAGUACGGGAAGAUAACCAGGAGAUUUCAGGGCAGAAGAAGGCUAUUUUAGAUAGAAGCAAGGCUGUAGUGAAGCUGAAAUCAUUAGUUAAAGAAGUGAGAGAGGCAGGAUAUGUACCAGAAACGAAGUAUGUUCUUCAUGAUAUCGAUGAAGAAGCCAAAGAGAAAGCAUUGAUGCAUCACAGUGAACGGUUAGCUAUUGCUUUUGGGCUUAUAAACACACCUCCUGGGACGACGAUAAGAGUGAUGAAGAAUUUGAGGAUAUGUGGAGAUUGCCACAACUUCAUAAAGAUACUGUCGAGUAUUGAAGAUAGAGAGUUUGUUGUAAGAGAUAACAAGAGGUUUCAUCAUUUUAGAGAUGGUAUUUGCUCCUGCGGAGAUUAUUGGUAGAAAUUUUUGUAUGAACAAACCUGUAGUGACGUUUUAAAACUGAUCAAAUCAAAGUGACGAAAUUUAAAAAUCACAUAUCAAAGUACUAAAUGUCAUGUUCUUAAUCACUGAGUUAAGACAACUUCACUUAUUC